Messenger RNA from Helianthus annuus (common sunflower), 792 nucleotides. Its product is annotated as replication protein A 70 kDa DNA-binding subunit B-like. The record is from RefSeq and is a predicted model, not a curated record. Bases 61 to 792 code for a protein of 243 amino acids. NCBI's taxonomy places the organism in Eukaryota, Viridiplantae, Streptophyta, Magnoliopsida, Asterales, Asteraceae. The transcript is spliced from 5 exons.
AACGUGUUAUUAUGUUUUAUGAUUUUUUCUUUAUACAAUGUCUUGGUGUAGGGCACCAAAAUGCAGGCUUUCGUUUUACAAAAAAACACUACUGCUUACGAGCAUUUGCUGAAAGAAAAUCAGUGUUUAACUAUUCGUAAUCCUUCUCUUGGAGAAAACCGUCAGAAAGUGAAAUACGUUCAUAGUUCGUUCAAGAUAAAUCUAAAUGAGACCACGAUUGUCGAGCAAUCUGCCGAACCUGUUGGUGCUGAAUGGGGAUUUGAUUUUUCUCCAUUUGAGUCUGUUGUUGAAGACCCUGAUAAUGACGGCAAGUCAUUCAAAAGCCCUAUUGACGUUAUCGGUUUUGUGGUUAAGUGUCUUCCGUCAGAGGAGAAGACUGAAAAUAAUAACGGGAAAGAUGAGAAGAAGGCUACCUUUAUACUGGAGGAUUUGCAACACCAGCAGAUUUACGUUACUCUAUGGGGGGUUUAUGCUGAUCAGAUUAUUGAAUUUCAAAGAGAACAUAAGGAUGAAAAAAAUGUUGUUGUGGUUGUUCAGUUUGGAAAUUUGUUCGUAUCCAAUUUGUAUACUGUAACUCGAGUCUUCAUAAACACUGAAAUUCCCGAGAUUUUGGAAUUUAAAAGAAGUUUCCUUGCUCAGCUAAAUACGUCAACGUCUUCCGGUUACUCUGGUUUGAGUUCCCCUGUUAUGAAGUCAAUGGCUGAGGAGUAUCUUUCUGAUAUUUCCUUCAGUACAAUUGGAGCAUUAACCAGAAUAUCAGAAGUAAUAUUACGUUUAAUAGUAUUUUAUUGA